CGUUGGCCUAGACGUGGCACAGAGGAGGAGCUGCGCCCACUCUGGUUCUUCUCUGGCACUUCCCGGUGUGUUCUUGGCGUGUUACCGGCUGUGAUCAGUAGCUGCUCCCGGACGAACCGGACGAACUCUCUCCGCUGCUGAACCGGGACUUUGCAGUGAAAUGGGCUUAACGAUCUCCAAUUUGUUCACCCGGUUAUUCGGGAAGAAACAGAUGAGGAUCCUGAUGGUUGGUUUGGACGCAGCGGGAAAAACAACGAUUCUCUACAAACUGAAGCUCGGAGAGAUCGUUACCACCAUCCCAACUAUCGGUUUUAACGUGGAGACGGUCGAGUAUAAAAACAUCUGUUUCACAGUCUGGGACGUCGGUGGUCAAGACAAGAUCCGACCUCUGUGGAGACACUACUUCCAGAACACGCAGGGUCUGAUCUUUGUGGUCGACAGUAAUGACAGUGACCGAAUCGCUGAGUCGGCAGAGGAGCUCUCCAAGAUGCUCCAGGAGGACGAGUUGAAGGAAGCGAUUAUUCUCGUGUUCGCCAACAAACAGGAUCUUCCAAACGCCAUGAUCAUCAGCGAACUCACCGAUAAACUGGGCCUGCACAGUCUACGCAGCAGAACUUGGAACAUCCAGGGCACCUGUGCCACGCAGGGCACGGGUCUGUACGAGGGCCUGGACUGGCUGUCGAGUGAGCUGGAAAAGCGCUAGAUCGGCUGACAGGAAAUGGGAAGCCAGUGUACAAACGGAGGAGGAGGAGGGGCCACUUUUCACAGGACUGUUUUUUUGUUUGUUUGUUUGUUUUGUUUUUAUUUUUAAAUUAUAAACGUGUGUGUGAGCAGGAGGAAGUGAUUUCACAGACUCUUGAGCUCACCUGGUUUCCAUCGUUCUUACUCUUCUGUUUAAUCUGUUCCUUUUUAAUCCGCAUGUUUUAUCAACUCGUUUUGACAGGAGGGGACGGGGUUAGUGGUGAUAUAUACUGUGUGGCAGGUGGGCGGGGCUCCCGAUCACCUGAUGACUGAAUCAGCCACAGAGCCUCAUCAUUCCUUAUCAAUGUGAAGAAGAAACGGAGAUGAUGAUGCAAUAAAGUUUGUUUUUCUUCA
Molecule: messenger RNA, 1095 nt
Organism: Solea senegalensis (Senegalese sole)
Lineage: Eukaryota; Metazoa; Chordata; Actinopteri; Pleuronectiformes; Soleidae
Product: ADP-ribosylation factor 4
Exons: 6
Coding region: 161-703 (180 amino acids)
Biological process (GO): intracellular protein transport; vesicle-mediated transport
Cellular component (GO): plasma membrane; cytoplasm
Molecular function (GO): GTP binding; GTPase activity
Source: RefSeq, a predicted model, not a curated record